Molecule: messenger RNA, 3558 nt
Organism: Pelodiscus sinensis (Chinese soft-shelled turtle)
Lineage: Eukaryota; Metazoa; Chordata; Testudines; Trionychidae
Source: RefSeq, a predicted model, not a curated record
AUGAAUCUUUCUGAAAACAGCAUCCUGGCUGCCAUAGAUGUAGAAGCUCUCUACAUCACUAUUCCACAUGAAGAUGAACUACAAGCUGUCAGGACCGUAUCCCCAGAUGAUGCCACAUCAAUUGAAGAAAAUGAAGUGUAUUUGCCUAAUGAUGAGCUUUGGCUCUAUGAAAUUGACAGUGGGUUAUGGACAAUGCACCAAAUGGAAGGAGAGCUACCUACCUCUAUGUCAGGAAGUUGUGGAGCUUGCAUUAAUGGAAAACUGUAUAUAUUUGGCGGAUUUGAUGAUAAAGGAUACAGUAAUCGGCUUUAUUAUGUUAAUUUGAGAACAAGAAAUGGAACCUAUAGGUGGAAAAAAAUUACAGACUUUAAAGGUCAACCUCCUACACCACGUGACAAGCUUUCCUGCUGGGUGUAUAAGGACAGAUUAAUAUAUUUUGGUGGUUAUGGAUGUAGGAAAUACAAUGAACUGAGUGAGUGUUUUGAUGUUCAUGAUGCAUUUUGGGAAGGGCAGAUAUUUUGGGGAUGGCAUAACGAUGUUCAUGCUUUUGAUACAAACACACAAACUUGGUUUCAACCAACAAUUAGGGGUGGAGUUCCACCUCAGCCUCGAGCAGCGCAUACAUGUGCUGUGCUGGGAAAUAAAGGUUAUAUAUUUGGAGGACGAGUGCUGCAAACUAGAAUGAAUGAUUUGCACUGUCUGAAUUUAGACACUUGGGUUUGGUCUGGAAGAAUUCAUAGUAGUGGAGAGAAACCAAAAGAUCGAUCGUGGCACACUUUGACUCCUAUAGCAGAUGAUAAACUUUUCCUGUUUGGUGGACUAAGUUCAGAUAAUGUUCCUCUAAGUGAUGGUUGGAUUCACAGUGUCACAACAAAUGGAUGGAAACAACUUACCCACUUACCUAAGAGUAGACCUAGGUUGUGGCACACAGCCUGUCUUGGCACAGAAGGAGAAGUGAUGAUCUUUGGUGGGAGCAAAGAUGACUUGCAUUUCUUGGACACAGGUCACUGCAGUGAUUUAUUGAUUUUUCAAACUCAACCUUACUCACUUCUCAGAUUGUGCCUUGACUGCAUUGGUAAAAAUGCCAGCCUUUUAGAUAAUCAAAUAUACUGCUUACCACCCAAAAUUUUGCCACAAGUGUUGAAAAAAAUAACCUUUUGGGCUGCAGCUAACCAUCGUCAAGAGAAAAAAGCUGAAACCGAAGGACAAGAGCAAAUAAAUAUCACCUGAACAAGGACAAAAAAUACUGACUGCUAUAUGUAUUUAUAGUGUACAGCAAACAUUUUUGUUAGUGACUGUUUACUAGCAGUAUACAUAAGAUAUUUCUUAGGCUGAGUUUCUACAAGAAAAUCCUUUUUAUUUUCUAAUGUAUAGAAAAAAGUUAAAACUACAUAUUCUGCAUAUUUUAAUAACACCACUUGAGGUUGCAGAAAUUAACUUCUGCUCUUAGGGUCUUGGUGAGCGGUUUCAUAGUGAUCUUUUGGAAAGUAACAGAAGACACAGACCUUUUUCAGAUGCAUAAAAAUGUAUCUUUCGAAUUUAAAAUCUUAUUUUCAGUUUUGUCACAUCGGUACUUGCUGAUGAAGACAAAAUUAGUUUGACACAGUAUCCCUGUAAAUCUAACUCUUGUUAAUAUGAUUGAUUAUAUAUGCAAAUCCUAUUUGAUUUAUUUCAUUUAACAACAGUAUAUGAAAGCUUGAUUGAUACUGGGAGGUAACCAUCCUACACAUAGGCAAAAAUGUCAACAAGCUGGCUAACUGUUGAACUUUAAAAGUUUUUUAAAAAGUUAAAUAAUUUUGUAUGUGAAAAUUCAAAUGCAGUUCAUAAUAACAUUGUUUUAUUGUAAUUCUCUAAUCAAUGAAAAGUUUUCAAAAUAGAUUUUAUAUUUUUUUAUUUUGAAUAUCUAAAGUUUAUAUUUAAUUUUGGUUUAAAUAUUUUGUUUAUUUAUUGUAAAAAGCUUAUAUGAAAUUACUAUUUUCCUAUCUGUUUCAGGUAUUUAGUUAAUUGGGAUCCAGUCAUUAAAAUUUUAUGUAAAUAGUAUAUUUGCAUGUAGAUCUAUUCUUGAUUAGUUUUUACCAUUUUUACAAUCUGACUACAAAAUCGUGUGUAAUUAGGAAAGGAGAUUUUGUAGUCAGUAUAUAGCUUAGAAGAAAAUGUAUUAUGACUGAGUAUCACAAUUGAGCCAUAUUUUCCCAUUUUCUUCAACCAAGGAGACAUUUGAUAUUAGCAAGAAGGAGCAAAUAGGAAUCUGAAUUGUUCAGGAAUGUGGUCUUUCUGUUAAAAGGGAUCCUCAACACAAGAAAAUGGUUCAAAUGAUAAAACUGGCCCCAAUGACUGUAGAACUUCCUUAGGUAAAUCAUCUACUCCUUCCAUUUCAUGACUUAUAGCUUGAUUUGCAGCUCUUAUUUUGCAGAACAAGGGGCAAUUUCAAACACAUCCUAUCACAAUGCAUAUAUUAAUUACUAAGAACUUAGGAUCCUCAUCCUGCAAAGAUUCCUAUGCAUGCUUGACUCCAAGCUCAUGAGUAGUCCCACUGAGUUUAGUGGGUCUACUCACAUGCUUAAGGUUAUGCACAGGAUCAGGGCUUAUAAGAGCUCUUCAAACCAUCAUUUGAACUGGUAUGAUCAAAUCUGAAGACAUCAUCUAUGUCCUCCAGCUCUUAUGACUGAAGUUCAGAAGUUUUGAAAGUACUUUUAAAAUUGGUUCUUUCACAUACGGAAUUAUAGGUUUCUCAGAUAGAAGUUAAAGUUUAAGAUAGAUAAUAUCAUUUUGGAAUUCAUUGUAACUCAUUAAAAGGCAGCUUUUGCAAUGAGUAUAUUAAUGAUAGUAGGGGCAAUUUCCCCUCAGAUCCACAUGGGUACUCAAAUCUGUUGUUCUGCUUCCCCAUAUGUGCUGAAUUCACAAUGACAUCACUGAGAGAUCUAAAUACUGAAGGGCUAUUCCUAUUGUACAUAUAUGAAAAGAGAAUUUUGUCCAUUGAUUUACAGAGGAAAUAGGAUCAAACUGUUUUGUGGCAAUAUAUAAUCCUUAAUCUGUUUGCUUUAGUUUGCCACUGCACAAAUGCUGAUGUCAACAUUUAAAGUCAGUGGAAUGUUAAAUGUACAUUGGACAGUCAUUGUAACUCCUUAAAAGGCAGCAAGUGCACAUUAUAGGAACUAUGAGAAGUCAAGAUAGUUAAUUUCAGAUUGUAUACAGCAGUUGAAAAUUGGUGUUAAUUAUUUUAAUACUAGCAAUUUUGUUCUUACACUUGGGGAAAUGUUCUUAAAUAAAGAAGUUAGUAUAAAAAAGAGGUAAGAUAUGAAUAAUUUUUUAUGGAGACUCUGUUCGGACUCAUUUAUAAACAUUAUCAAGAGUGUCCUUAGCACCAUGUUAUGUUUUCAUUAAUGUUUCAGAAUAUCUGCCGUAAUUUCUUUGUUUACUGUUAUAAACUAAAAUAAAAAGUGAGUUUCUGACAGACUACAUUAUAAGUGAGUUAUGAUCACAGACUGCAGAAUAUUUUGUAAUUCUGUCAUAAGUAACAUGCUUCCAUUAAAAUAUGUGAGUAUGCCACACUUUAAA